Messenger RNA from Cherax quadricarinatus, 770 nucleotides. The record is from RefSeq and is a predicted model, not a curated record. NCBI's taxonomy places the organism in Eukaryota, Metazoa, Arthropoda, Malacostraca, Decapoda, Parastacidae.
AUAUUACUGUUAUAAUAAAAUGUUCCAAACAGGUGAACUUGGAGAAAAGUGCACUGAAUGUGGAAAGUCAUUUGCCACCCAGCAGACACUCUCCCGCCAUUUGUCCUCACACUCUUCUUUACGUCAGUUUGUAUGUCAGAUGUGCAACAAGACAUUCAAGCUUCUAAAUCAUGCAAGAAGCCAUCUUCACACUCAUUCCAACACCAAGACAAUACCAUGCAGAUACUGUAACAAUUUAUAUAAAACAAAAAGUGCCAGAAAUAUGCACGAAAGAACUCAUGAUAGUGUUAAAGCCUUCAUAUGCAUAGAAUGUCAGAAAGCAUUUGAUACAAAAGCUUCAAUGAUUCGUCACUUAAGAAUUCAUACUGGAGAGGCACCGUUCCAUUGCCAGUAUUGUGGUCGAUGCUUCAAAGAACAUGGUACUCUAAGUAGACAUCUAAAACAUAAAAGUAAGUGCAUACAGUUCUCUGAACUUGAAAUAUUUCAUUAUUGGGAUAUACUAUACAUAAUUGAACUAAAUGUGCAGAAUACAUGUAUACUAUGCUAAAUAUUAGAUAAUAUGCUGAACUCUUCCUUAGCAGAUUACAGUACAGAAGGACCCCAUAUCCAUGGGGUAGACAUUACAAGUACCUGCCACGGAUAUUGAAACCACUGAUAGUAGCUAACCCUAUAUACAGUAGGACCCCGCUUUACGGCGUUCCGCUAAUGCGGACAUUUCAAAUUAUGACCAAAACUUGCUCUACGGCUCCCCCACCUGACUUUCUAAUACG